Messenger RNA from Panicum hallii, 1395 nucleotides. RefSeq lists its product as uncharacterized. The transcript has 2 exons. NCBI's taxonomy places the organism in Eukaryota, Viridiplantae, Streptophyta, Magnoliopsida, Poales, Poaceae. Bases 421 to 927 code for a protein of 168 amino acids. The record is from RefSeq and is a predicted model, not a curated record.
GGAGAAGGAUAUUACAAGUCACAUUCUGGCCUCUGCACACCUCAAUCAUCUCCAUUUACUCUUUGGCGGUGCUAAACAAUUGCAUCGCCCAUCCACCGGAGACCUUCACGCUACGCAUUUCGCUAAGCCCCUCUUCCUUAUAUAAACCAUCCAAACUAACCUGCCAGCGCCCAAACAGUGACUAGACCGCCCACUCGGUACACCGUCUCGCUUCCGGCCGCUCGCUCGCCCUCACGCACCACCGCUACCACCACCACCCCACCACCUUUUAAAAGCCCCCACCACAUCCUGCGCUGCACGCGAAGCUCAGCUCAUCAGCUCACGGUGGAAGAGGAGGAGGCAGCGCACGAGAGGGAGCAGAAGCGCGCGAGGAGGUCACGGUCAGGCGACGCCCACCACCAGCACAGCCACGACCGCGCGAUGGCGUGCAUCAACAUGUACAACCCGGACGGCGCCGCGGGGUUCGGCGGCGGGCCGCAGCCGCCGGCGGCGCUGGGCCCGCGCAUCUCCUUCUCCAGCGACUUCGCCGUCGAGCCGCCGCCGCCGGUGCAGAACCGGGCGAUGAGCCUGCGGUGCCAGGAGGAGGACCUCAACUUCGAGUUCUCGGUGGGCAGCCACCCCAUGAUGGCCGCGGACCAGCUCUUCUCCAAGGGCAGGAUCCUGCCCUUUAAGGACAACGGCGCCUUCGCCGGCCGGCCGCCCACCACGCUCCGCGACGAGCUCCGCGGCGGCGGUGCCAGCGACGACGACGAAAGGGCAUCCGCCAGCAAGGGAUCCAGCCGGUGGAAGGAGAUGCUCGGCCUGCGGAAGGCGCUCUGCGUCGGCGGCGGCAACGGCCCGGCCAAGAAGGCUAGCAGCAGCGACAAGGGCAUCGCCGAUGCCGACAUGGUCACCGCCGACAUGGCCGCGUCCAAUCAGGAGCUAUGAUGAGGUGACCGACGGGGAAGAUGAGACAGGCAUGGGGCACACGGGCACGCACUCCACAUGAAGCUUCUGUCCUCAGCUCCCUCCUUCCUGAUGCUGUUGAUCAACCUCUUGAAUUGUGCUUGUCGCCAUCCAUGGGCUAGGUUUUGUAGAUUGUUGUGAGUUUGCUUGUGUGCUAGAUGGCCCGUUGAAAAGAGCAAAAAAAAAUUGUGUAUUUUUCUUGCAUCAGUGCUCUGAUCUCUCUCUAGUAAGCUAUCCACUCACUCGAUCCAUCCAUGGUCAGUCUUUGCUCCUCCUCCUUUCACUUGUUCUUGGCUUCCUCCACCCUGUACAAAGUGGCUGUGUAGAUGGGAAAUUUAUGGUGCAAUGAUUAGAUUUGCCAGGUGGCCAGAUCUGUGAAGUGAGGAGGCUGUAGUUACCAGUGAUGGCGCCUUUCUGGCCGCCCCUGUGGGGAUCAACAGUGUUCUCCUU